GUGACAUGGUACCUAAGACCAUUGCAGGAAAGAUUUUUGGUUCAAUCUGUUCACUAAGUGGUGUUUUGGUCAUCGCUUUACCUGUCCCUGUAAUUGUAUCGAAUUUCAGUCGGAUCUACCAUCAGAAUCAGCGAGCAGAUAAGCGCAGGGCACAAAAGAAAGCCAGACUUGCCAGAAUUCGAGUUGCAAAGAGUGGGAGUGCUAAUGCGUAUAUGCAGAGCAAACGGAAUGGCUUAUUCUCUGAAUCAGUAGAGCAGUCCUCAAAUGAUGAAGAAAAAGGUCUUGUUAGCAAGUCCGGCUCUUACUUUGAGAAACAGCAUCAUCACCUCCUCCACUGUCUAGAGAAAACAACGGGGUUAUCCUAUGUUGUGGAUGAUCCCUUCUUAUCAGUAGGCUCUCCAACACCUGUUAAGAAUCAUGACUUUGUAGAUGAGCAGGCGUAUGAAGAGGGGUGCAUGGAAGUUCUAACAGUGAACCGACCAGUCGCUCGCAGUCCUUCGCUUUCCUCCCAACAUGGACUGACCAGUUCUUGUUGCUCACGGAGAAACAAAAAAAAUUUCCGGAUCCCUAACUCCACUAUGAUCCGCAGUCAUCAAGGAAGCGUACAGGAGCUAAGCACUAUACAAAUACGAUGUUUGGAGAGACCACCACUGUCAAACAGCAGAUCCAGUUUAAAUGCCAAAAUGGAGGAGACUGUAAAAUUAAACUGUGAGCAGUCAUACGUGACCACUGCGAUAAUAAGCAUACCGACACCACCUGGGACAACACCUGAGGGAAGUGACAGGCCAGAGUCAUCAGAGUUCUCCAUAGGCAACAUUGUAAGGGUGUCUGCAUUAUAAAUGACUUUAAUAAGCAAAGUGUUCGAUAAUGCAAUGUGGGGACAGUACCAGUACUGCCCUGGUUCUGGGUUAAUAUGCAAAGAAAUCCGGAUGAAAACAAGGAAAGGAUAGGAAUACAUCACAGAAAUUAGUGAUGGUAGUAUGUGGUAGAAACCAUAUUCUGUGAUUCAAGUAGUUUGGAAAAGAAUAUAAAAAACAGCAGGUAUUUCUCCAUGCAAAUUCCAAACAGAACAGAACAUUGCAGAGUACUUCCACUAAGAAACUAAGUAACUAUUUGAGCACAAUGAAAUUUGACUGAUGCUUCUUACUCUGAGAAGACUUUUUUUUUAGAUUUUCAGCUUAUGGUCUAAAUGAAAGAGGACCAGUUUUCAUAAUGUUGGGGGGAUGUUGCUUCAAAGUGCUUGCAGUGGACAGAAAAAGAGAUGUACUAAUUCUUAAUGAGUAAUGAUUGCAUCCAUUUAAAAUAAAAAAUGCAAUGUAUAUACAAAUUUGUAUAGCUGAACCAUUAAUUAGCAUUGUACUGCAUGCCAAAACCUUUGGAGUGGUUGAAUUUCAGUUCAGUUUCUUUCACAGAAGGGGAAGGGGAGAAGAUUCUGACUGUUCCCCAGAGAUGGGGCAAAUGAUCCUUUCUUUUGACAGACACUAUUAGUCCUUGAUACAAUGAUUAGAAGAUGCUAGCAGCAUAGUUCAGUAGUGCUGGCCUUCUUAAACAUCAGGUACCAUUAUGACUGCAGUAAGAAUGUGCAUAUAAGGAGCUUUUUUAAUGCAUAACAAAACAUAACCGUUCAUAAUUCGAACAUAAGCUGUGCUGCCUAAAGAUGAAAGAUGUUUUUGUUCAGGAAAACCAUUUGAUGCCUCAUGGGAGUCUAAUGUUUGUUUAUUAAAAGGCCAAACCACAGCUUUCUCUUUAGAUGGUCCCGCUUAAUUUAGGUGUCUCAAAAACAAAACUGCUUUUCCAUGAAUUUCUCUUGGGAUUUUAUAACUAGCAGUUUUGUGUGUAUACUUUAUCAGCUGUAGCUUGUAAGAAAACUUUUUUUUUCACAUUUAUAUUUUCAGAUAAAAUAUUUCACCUUGAUGGGACAAUGUUUUUAUGAUACAGUUUUUCAAAUGCCAAACCUAACCCUGAGGUUUUGAGUGACAAGUGCUAACCAUGGCGGCUAUGGCAUUUCUGCUACAUAGUGGAGAAAGACAUUGUGAUACUGUUAAUUAAAGAUUUGACAAAGUUACUGUAAGCAGUCCAUUCUGAAAAACAAAAAUAUAAAUUAUUGAGUUUUUAGCUUGCAAUUUAUGUGUUGUUAUAGUAAUAUGAAACAACAUAACUUCUUCAAAUCAUUUUAAGGAACAUAUUUGAACAGUUUCAGAAGUAAAGUAGUUUAUCGCAGAGACUGUAGUUUAAAUAAUUAAUGGCUACAUUUAGAUAUACAGUAUCAAGCAUAUGUCAUUUCAGCUAAAUAUGGUUACUUUUUAUUUUUUUUCUAAAACCCUGCAUGGACUUAUAUGGAUUUAAAACAAACAUAGACAUGUAAAAUUCAGCAUAGUGUUUUAUGAAUUCUGUAGCCCUUGUUAAAUAGAUUUCAUUAUUAGGGCACAGUAUCAGCACUUUUAUGAUACUGAAAAAUAAUGUGAUAUUUUUAUGAGUAUAAGACAGGUAACAGUUUUUGGCAUUACUCCUUGCCUCUGCGAGGCUGUUUAACUUAACAUUUUACUGAGUGAAAGAAGAAACCACUGCCUGCUGAGUUUUAAUUUAUCACGUUCUGAUGUAAAGAUGUGUCCAUGUGACAUAUCUGCUUGAUAUUUUCAGUAUUGCUGGAGAAAAAAGAAAACUAAAUUUCACACAAAGAUUGUCUGGAAAUCAUAGCCUGACACACAGUCAGUAGGUGUUAUUCUUUGUUUAAUAGCAUCACUGAUACCAGAAUUGAUAGAACUUAAUUCUGUGAUUUACAAUCUAUAGCAAAACUAUUUUAUGUCACUCAGUGUGGUACAAUCAAUCAUUGUAAUAACCAAAGCCUGGGGAUAUAAUUACAGCAGAAUGUUCUUAUAAUGAAAUGUUUUAUCCUUACUGCUUUUGUUGACUAGGUUUAUUGCAAGACAGCAAUAAAUAUAUGCCGUUUCCAGACUAAGUAAAAAGAACUUCAACAUUUGCCACUCUGCAUCUAAGAGUAAUGCAGCAUAGAUCAACAAUGGAUAACCUACUCAUGUGCACCCAGGAAUUACUUAUGCAAAAUGUUCUUUAAUCCCAUCUUAAUAUUUUGAAGAUAGCAUUUUUAUACCUCUGUGUGUUUUCUGUACUUUAUUUGUUGUGAAUGACCUGAUGGCGCUAUCGUGCAUCUGUUCUCUAAAUGAAAUGUAUUUCCUUCACUGUGUCGUGGCACAAAGCAGCCAGCUUUGUUGUUUGGAUCUUUGUUUUGUUUACCAUAUCCUGUUUUAGUGAACACAGAAAUCUUCAUGAAAUAUUCUGAAUGAGUACUCUUUCUGGCAAACGUGGAAAUAAAAAUGUCUGCAUGCUUUAAUGA
Molecule: messenger RNA, 3352 nt
Organism: Protopterus annectens (West African lungfish)
Lineage: Eukaryota; Metazoa; Chordata; Ceratodontiformes; Protopteridae
Product: potassium voltage-gated channel subfamily D member 2-like
Exons: 6
Coding region: 6-839 (277 amino acids)
Biological process (GO): potassium ion export across plasma membrane
Cellular component (GO): voltage-gated potassium channel complex; neuronal cell body
Molecular function (GO): A-type (transient outward) potassium channel activity
Source: RefSeq, a predicted model, not a curated record